Messenger RNA from Megalobrama amblycephala (Wuchang bream), 1405 nucleotides. It is a transcript of the gene nts, whose product is annotated as neurotensin. Gene Ontology annotation, molecular function: neuropeptide hormone activity. Gene Ontology annotation, cellular component: extracellular region. The record is from RefSeq and is a predicted model, not a curated record. Bases 651 to 1166 code for a protein of 171 amino acids. NCBI's taxonomy places the organism in Eukaryota, Metazoa, Chordata, Actinopteri, Cypriniformes, Xenocyprididae. The transcript is spliced from 6 exons.
AGCAACCUGCAUCCUAGAGAGGCACCAGAGCAAGCAGAACAACAGCAUUAGUGUAACUCGACUCUCUGCGACCAUGCAGUGAAACACUUGAGUGAGAGCAAGUGCUGUUGUUACAGUGACGAGUUUACAGUCCAUAACAAUCACUACAAUACGCGUUUCAUUGCGAACGGUUCUGAGGGGAAAAAAGACAAAUAUUUAAUGCUUCUCAAGCUUUCUACCUUUUACGCUUAUUUUGACCUAAUGAACAGGCUAAAUUUAUAUAUUCUGUUAAAAGGUCUGUGGUGUAAUCUCAAAUUAAAUGGAUCAUACCUGUUCUUCAAACGCGCCUUCAGAAAGUUUCUUCCAAAAGGAGCCAUCGUGCGUCAAUAUGAUCUCAGAAUGAAGAGAGGAACAUCAAAUGAGCAUUUAUGGAAGUUUUGACGUCAACAUUCGAAGUGGUUUCUGAGGUGUUUGCUGAUGUCAUCAUGACACAGGACAAGGAGACAUAGAGGGAGAGAGAGAGAGAGAUGGAGAUGGCUACGGGAGGGGUAGGAACGAUAGUGCGGCUCCUCUGACAUCAUAGAUGCUCUUAUAUACCGGGCUGGAAUGGAGCCCACCAUUCCUCACUUCACUACUGAGAAAGCCAAGAGAAGACACAGCAAACAGCUUGAAUGUGCAGAAACUGUGGGACUACCAACAAAAUGCAGAUGCAGCUGACCUCCGUUAUGCUCCUUUUUUUAUUAUGUAAUGGACUAUGUUCAGAUAUAGACCAGGGAAAAAGGGCAAUAGAGGAAGAGGUACUGAGAAGUCUCCUCACUUCAAAGGUAAAGCAGAGCAAGCAUAUCGCCCCCCUGUGGCAGCUGCCUCUCCAGGAUGUGUGCAGGUUGAUGAACAGUCUCGGGGAGUCGUGGGGCAGCGAGGAGGAGCAGGAGGAUGCAGAGGUUCAGACUGACUAUGAGCAGAGGGUCUCGGGUACCCUCGCACAAACACUUGAGGAAAUGAAUGACCUUCGGAACCUCUGCAGGGUCCUGCAGCCUAGAGAGCUUCAAGACGACCAAGAAUAUCUGGAGCUGGACAAAAACAGCGACAGUCCACUGAAGAGGAAAUCUCCCUAUAUACUAAAAAGGCAACUGCGCACCAAUAAAUCAAGACGGCCGUACAUUCUGAAGAGAAAUGUGUAUUACUGAUGCUCAAGACCCACAGAUGGAAAGACAUUUUUACAUUUUGUGAAUAUGUGUCUGUUUUCACUGUCAUAGUAUUACAGUAGCAAUAGUAAUUGUAUGUUCUUGUAUGUUUUAGCUAAACCUUUAUGUAAUUCAGAAGUCAAUCCCUUCUUCUUCAUUAUGGGAUGGACAAUGUAAAUAAAACAGCAGUCUAUUCAAGAGUUUAUUAUAUUUAUUUAAUGUAUUUUUCUUCCAAUGUAAUU